AUGUCGCUGUCUACCUCUAGUGGCGUCCCAUACCCCUUUCCCUUGACGACAAGCAAGCAACAAGAGAUCGGCAACAAUGCCAAUAUCUCCCAACAUGUCACGUUGACCCUACCUAAUGUUCGCGGUAAGAUUCCAUUCGAGCCGACAUCCAGGCUCCGAUCCAUGUGGCUUGAGGCCCACGGCGACCAGUCCAAAAUUCUAGCCCAACCGUGCGCGUUUGAUGGCUUGUCCUCACGAAUGAUCGAGCAAGCCGGCUUUCAGAUGAUAUUCAUUUCAGGAUACGCCGUGGCGAGCACACAUGGAAUCCCAGAUACGGGAUAUACUGCAAUGCAAGAGAUGUGUGACAAGAUCCAGGAGUGCGUCCGGCAGGUUUCUAUCCCCGUAAUGGCUGACGGCGAUACUGGGUAUGGUUCUCCUCUGAAUGUCAGAAGGACUGUCCAAUCGUUUUCACAUGCUGGAGCAGCUGGGAUUAUGAUUGAGGACCAAACCUGGCCUAAAAGAUGUGGCCACACCAGAGGCAAGUCCGUUGUUUCUCGUGAAGAAGCCUUUGCACGGAUCAAGGCCGCAUGUGAUGCCAGGAACGAAGGCCGGGAUAUCUUUAUUCUAGGCCGGACCGACGCGCUCAUUCUCGGGUGGGAAGAAGCCAUGUACCGAGCGCAGCGAUUCAAGGAGCUUGGCGUUGAUGCCGUGUUUGUGGAAGCUCUUCCCGACAAAGAGGCCAUGAAGAAAUGUUUAGAAUCGGUGGAUAUACCCAUGAUGGCCAAUCUUAUCGAAGGAGGUUUGACCGAGAAUAUCCCCGCGCAAGAGCUGGCGCUCAUUGGGUUCAGUGCCGUCUGCUACCCUUUCACGCUGGUAGCCGCCAAGUUGAAAGCUAUCCACGAGGCACUGGAGAAUCUCAAAGCCAGUAUGACAAUUGGAGCACCCCCAAUGAUCCUCCCGGCAGAUGAAGUUCACAAGGCAGUGGGAUUUGAAGAGUACUGGGAACUUGAGAAGCGGUAUGCCCAUGACUAA
Messenger RNA from Clonostachys rhizophaga, 1011 nucleotides. The record is from the annotation of a GenBank genome assembly. Lineage: Eukaryota; Fungi; Ascomycota; Sordariomycetes; Hypocreales; Bionectriaceae.